Molecule: messenger RNA, 2026 nt
Organism: Astyanax mexicanus (Mexican tetra)
Lineage: Eukaryota; Metazoa; Chordata; Actinopteri; Characiformes; Acestrorhamphidae
Gene: rgs6
Product: regulator of G protein signaling 6
Exons: 18
Coding region: 437-1906 (489 amino acids)
Biological process (GO): intracellular signal transduction; regulation of G protein-coupled receptor signaling pathway; G protein-coupled receptor signaling pathway
Source: RefSeq, a predicted model, not a curated record
CGCGCACAGCUGCUCACAUGCCAGGAUCUUCACACUGUACCUGACCACUCCACUGAGCGCAGCGACCACCCACGCUAACACCAUCCAUCCAUCCAGAGAGAGAGAGAGAGAGAGAAAGAGAUUGAGAGAAGAGUGUUGCUGCUGCUCUCCUCUCCUCCUCCAGUCUGCUCCUCUGUAGAUGAGCUAAAGCUCUGCUCCUGUCCCCUGAUCCGCCCUCAUCCUCCAGCCCCAGCAUGCAGCUGCUGAGAGCGGACUGCUGAGCCACUGAAGCGCCGGAGCGGAGGAGUGGAGGAACAGAGGAGCGGAGGAGUGGAAGAACGGGGGAGUGGAGGAACAGAGGAGUGGAGGAGCGGAGAGUGGAGAACAGGAGGAGCAGGGGAGCUGACAGGACUUUGUUGCUAAGCCGGAGUGCGUGGAGGGGAAGCGGGGGGGAGCGAUGGCUCAGGCCUCUCAGGAGCAGGGGGCAGUGGGGACCGCCGACCCCGAGGAGGACUCCCCGAACAUGAUCGUCUACAGGAAGAUUGAGGAUAUAGUGACUCGAAUCCAGGAUGAGACUGAAGGAGUGCCAAUCAGAACAGUCAAGAGCUUCAUGUCUAAGAUCCCUAGUGUGGUCACAGGGACUGACAUUGUUCAGUGGCUGAUGAAGAACCUCUCCAUUGAAGAUCCAGCGGAGGCCUUACACAUCGGAAGCCUGAUUGCUGCUCAGGGAUACAUCUUCCCCAUCUCUGAUCAUGUUCUCACCCUAAAGGAUGAUGGGACAUUCUACCGCUUUCAGGCUCCAUACUUCUGGCCAUCUAAUUGCUGGGAGCCCGAGAACACGGACUAUGCCAUCUAUCUGUGCAAGCGGACCAUGCAGAACAAGACACGGCUGGAGCUAGCAGACUAUGAAGCGGAAAACCUGGCCAGGCUGCAGAGAGCUUUCGCCAGAAAGUGGGAGUUCAUCUUCAUGCAGGCUGAGGCUCAGGUCAAGAUUGAUAGGAAAAAGGACAAGACCGAGAGGAAGAUUCUCGACAGCCAAGAAAGAGCCUUCUGGGAUGUCCACCGACCAGUGCCAGGCUGCGUCAACACCACAGAAAUGGACAUCAGGAAGUGUCGACGCAUGAAGAACCCCCAAAGAGUCAAGAAGUCUGUGUAUGGUGUAGCAGAAGACACACAGACGCAGAGUCCUGUACACACACAAUCGCAACAGAGCAGGAAGGACACCAAAGAGGAUGUAGAGAAGGAGAUUCUGUUCUUGAACACUCAGCUGGACAGACACUGCAUGAAAAUGUCCAAAGUAGCAGAAACGCUAAUGAGCUACACUGAGCAGUAUCUGGAGUACGACCCGUUUGUGUGCACCCCCGAGCCGUCCAACCCCUGGGUCGGUGAUGACUGCACUUUCUGGGAGCUGGAGGCCAGUAAAGACCCCAGCCAGCAGCGGGUUAGAAAAUGGGGAUUUUCACUGGAAGAGGCUCUGAAAGAUCCAGUGGGCCAAGAUCAGUUCCUCAAGUUUCUAGAAUCAGAGUUCAGCUCAGAAAACCUGCGGUUCUGGUUGGCAGUGCAGGAUUUGAAGCGACGCCCCCUGCAGGAUGUUCCAGCCCGCGCUCAGGAGAUCUGGCAGGAGUUUCUGGCUGAAGGAGCUCCCAGUUCCAUCAACCUGGACUCACACAGUUAUGAGCGCACCAGCCAGAAUCUGAAAGACCCAGGACGCUACAGCUUUGAGGAUGCCCAGGACCACAUCUACAAGCUGAUGAAGAGCGAUAGCUACACUCGCUUCUUACGCUCCAGUGCAUAUCAGGACCUCCUGCUGGCCAGAAAAAAGCCUGAAAGUGAACAAGGCCGUCGGACGUCUCUGGAGAAAUUCACCCGCAGUGUGGGUAAAUCUCUGACGGGGAAGCGUCUGACAGGCCUCAUGCAGUCGUCCUGACGAGGCCUGGGCCUGGACUAGCCUGACCAAACCCAGAGGAGCUGCGAUCUGCUGGUUUGAGAAUAGUUUGACUGUGGUCAUCAACCCAUCCAACAUUAGGACCUACUGCUAGCUCUACUA